This is a messenger RNA of Clonostachys rhizophaga, 126 nucleotides long. NCBI's taxonomy places the organism in Eukaryota, Fungi, Ascomycota, Sordariomycetes, Hypocreales, Bionectriaceae. The record is from the annotation of a GenBank genome assembly.
CGUAUCGCAUUGAAGGAUUACAACAAUAUGGAGCCACUGGGUCAGGUGUCCGGAGCCUCCUUUACGUGCCCUAUUUGUCAGAAAGCGUUCAGUAUUCGUAAGCUCCUCAUUUGGACGGCAUUCUAG